AUGUCGUUACUCGCUCUCCCUCCCGAGAUCCGCGUCCAGAUAUGGUCGUACAUCGUCCGGCCGACAGUCAUCCAUCCAUGCACAUGCGCCGAUAAGGCGCUGCAGUGUCAUCAAGCCAACCACAACCACAACCACAACCACGUCGAGGACGAGGACGAGAACUGCUGUCAGAGCACCGCCUUGCCCUACACCUACAACUACUGCGACAACCAAUUGCUGCGCGUCAACCGCCUCAUCUUCAACGAAGCCCAACCACUCUUCGACAAGACGGAGAAGGAAAGGAUUUAUGUGCUUUGCAACAACCUAUGCUUAGGCAACUUUGCCAAGAGCCUCACCGAGGGUGAGUGGAAAUCGGUCCGACAUCUUCGAGUCGACUUGUUCGUCGGCUGGGGGAACGACUGUCGAGACGAUUGGUUCCUGGGCCAAAGUCACAGGUGGGCCAAACGAUAUGUUGCUGGAGCACUCAGCAAGUACGAAGACCAGGGGAGGCAAAUAGUCGUCGUGCCGGCCGAAGAAGUCAAGGAGGACUUCAACGGCAGGAGGACGCUGACGGUUGAUAUUCAUUUCUCAUGA
Molecule: messenger RNA, 573 nt
Organism: Exophiala xenobiotica
Lineage: Eukaryota; Fungi; Ascomycota; Eurotiomycetes; Chaetothyriales; Herpotrichiellaceae
Exons: 1
Coding region: 1-573 (190 amino acids)
Source: RefSeq, a predicted model, not a curated record